CCACUUCUAUAAACAUACCCAGAGUCCCAGCUAGAGAAGAAGACCACGUCGUAGUUUUUUUUUUUUACGGCCAAGUUUGGGGACCUAUGUGAUAUUUUUCAUGCUUUUCCUGCCGAGUGGAAAAACUCCGUAAAUUGACAAAAAAAAAAAAACUCGGCUGAAGCUGAAGAAGCAACAGGCACGACUGAGCUCACGACUUCUGAAAGUUACGCUCAUAUGAGUCCAGAGGCUCAGAUUUUUUUAAAUUUUUUUUAAAUUUUUUUUUACAAAGGGAACAUUAAAAGGGUAAAGUGAAGAAAAACUAUACGAGGAUUACCAUUUUGCUUUGAGAUUUAACGCCGUCGAGUACAGAGGAGUUUCUCCAGCGGGGAGCAGAAAGGCAUGUAGCGCAGGAUCGACGCAACUGGUCUUACCCCCUCUCCUCAUCGUCCUUGUCCUCGUCCUCCUCCUCUCCAUCUUUGGGAAUGGGCCAGCGCUUUGCCAGGGUGCAUCUUUCCACCCGGUGGUGUGGCCGGCGCCGUGCGAGAGUGAGGAGGGCAGCGGCCAGGUCGUAGAGCCCGCCCAUCCGUCUCUCUCCGCUUGUGUGGAUUUUGACUUUUGACCUUUUGACUCCGCCGUAACCUCCAGCCAGCCAUGCCCUUCCGGCUGAAGCUGCGGCGCACACGGCGCUACAACGUCCUGAGCAAGAACUACUUUGUGACACGGAUUCGCCUGCUGGACAGCAAUGUGAUUGAAUGCACUUUGUCGGUGGAGAGUACAGGACAGGAAUGUCUGGAGGCGGUGGCCCAAAGGCUGGAGCUACGGGAGACCCAUUACUUCGGGCUGUGGUUCCAAGGAAAGGCCCAGACCCCAGCCCAGCGCUGGGUGGAGCUCGAGAAACCCCUGAAGAAGCAGCUGGACAAGUUUGGCAAUGAGCCACUGCUCUUCUUUGGAGUCAUGUUCUACGUGCCCAGUGUGUCCCGACUGGAGCAAGAAGCCACCAGGUAUCAGUAUUACCUGCAGGUAAAGAAGGAAGUGUUGGAUGGACGUCUCCACUGCACAGUUGAACAGGGCAUCAGACUAGCUGGCCUAGCAGUACAAGCUGACUUUGGAGACUUUACCCAGUUUAUGUCUCAGGACUUUCUCAGGGAGUACGUGCUCUUCCCGGUGAACUGGUCAAAUGGAGACGAGGUGCUGGAAGAGUGGACCCAGAAAGUUGCUGAAGAGCACAAGAGUCAUUGUCGAAUGCAGACUGCUGAAGCAGAGUUGCUGUACAUCAAGGAGGUGGAGAAACUGGACGGCUUUGGCCAGGAGAGCUUCGCUGCAAAGGACAACUACACAAAUGAUAUUUUCAUUGGCGUGUCCUUCAUUGGAGUGUUUGUCAAACACAGAAAUGGUAGAUCCAUCAUGCUCCACAAGUGGAAGGACAUUGGCACCAUAGCACACAACAAGUCAGCCAUCACAGUGGAGAUAACAAGCCGAGACGACACCAUCAUUUUUCACACAGAGGAUAUGGAAAUGGCCAAGUACAUCGCUCGCCUUUUCACGGCCAGACACAAAUUCUACAAACAGAACAAGAUCUGUGCAGAGCCCACUCAUUCACCUGCACCAAUCAGGAGGAGACCCACCUGGACCCACCGUCUAUCUUUGCCGCGUCCACAGUCCUGUAACUUCCAGUCAAUGCAUUCCCAGUAUGGAGAGCAUUAUCAGGACACACAGAGCUCUCAAGACAGUAUCUUACAUGACGACCCCUACUACAAAUCAGAAACCAGUCUGGACCACUGCCAUAUGGACUUUCCCUUCAGAAAUGGCACCGUGCCAAACGGCAGCAUGUACAGCAGCCCCAGCCUGAGCUCCCUCAAUCAUUCUCAGACUUUUGUACCGCCAUCCCCCAUGUCUUCAAACCUCAGCAUCCCUGGCAGUGAGCUCAUGCGACCAGACUACAUCCCCAGCCACCGCCACAGCGCCAUAAUCGCUCCGUCCUACCGGCCCACGCCUGAGUACGAUGCCGUCAUGCGGCAGAAGCGGCGCAUGCUCCCUGCUCACCAUGACCUCCACAGCCAAUCUCUGCGCAGCCUGAACAUCAGUAAUGCGUGUGCGUACCGCCAGCCUGAGGCUCUGGUCUACAGCCAGCCAGAGAUGAGGGAGAGGGGCCCUUAUCAUGGCCUGGGGCCCAGCCCCGGGCCAUACACACCACAGAUCAGCUACAGUAAACCAGUGUCUCAUGGCCCCCAUCAGGGAGGACCUGCCAGCAGCCAGGGCCCCUGUCACUCCCCCUGCGUUAAUGGAGGGGGAGGCAGUGGCGUAGUUGGAGGUGUUGGAAACUCCAUCUCUCACACUGUCAGCACCCCCGAGCUGGCUAAUACCAAACAGCAGGGGACCAACGCCGGAAGCUAUGCAGCUACAGCUAACAUGCUGAGAAACCACAUGUCCCGGCCACCUCCACCUUACCCUUCUAACUCUUUCCGCCCAGCCACCAGCACCCCUGACCUUGCCAGCCACCGUCACCGCUGCAUUGGGGGCAGCAGUCCAGAGCUGGUGACCCGCAUGGUGCAGCUGUCUGUGAAGACUUUUCAGCCGGACAGCUCAGCCGUAGUGCACCAGUCUCUACAGGAGGUGAGUGAACCGCUAACUGCAGCUGCCAAGCAUCGCUCCACCCUAGGGAAGAGACACAGCAUGGAGGUGAUCAGCAGCAUGAGGGGAGGUGGAGGGAUGGAGGGCAUAGUGAUGAAGGGGAUGAACCCACCACUUCAUCGGAGGAACACUCUUAGAGAGCAUGUGAUGCCCCCUCAGCCUCAAUCUGUUUCUCAGCCUCAGCCCCAAACUCCUCAGCCUCCACCUCAGCAAACCCAGGAGCUGCCCAUCCAGAUGCCUCCACAGAAAGCCCCUGAGGCUUCUGUAUCACCAUCUGCCUCAGUGGCCUACCAGCAUCAAAAGACUCUCUCCAAUGCUACCAUGCUCAUACACAGCAGUGAGAGUGAGGAGGAGGAGGAGGAGGAAGAGGAGCGGCCCGAAUUGGACGUUCAAAUCCCGAAUCUCAAUGAGGACAUCAGUAUCAGUGCUCAGCUUCAGGCUGCCCUGGCCAAGCUGCCCAACAAACCCCCUCCUGAGUACCCUGGUCCACCUAGACCUCCUAGUAACACCCAAAUCCGCACCCAUCCUCACAACCACGCCCACCACCACAACCACAACCAAGGACAGCAGAGCAGCAACCAGGGAGCAAUGGACCCAAGCCAAGCUCUGGGACGAGCGCUCAAAGCUGGGCAGAGCUCAGGAGGUGGCGGGCCUGGAAGUAGUGGUGUUGGUGGUGCAGGUGCUGGUGGGACACUGACCCGAGGGGACCAGGGUGGAGUGAACGGAGCCGUUUUGGGCCCUUCCAUUUCAGAACCGGACCUGACCAGUGUGAAGGAGAGGGUGAGGAAGGAGCCAGUCAAAGAGAGGCCAGUGUCAGAGAUGUUCUCCUUAGAGGACAGCAUAGUGGAGAGGGAGAUCGCUCAGAGGACGCUGGAACGACAGAAGAUGUCGGUGGACUCCAUUAAGGGGCCGCUGAUGAUGGCCACCCUCAACGGCCUCUACGUGGUCCGCAUGCCUGUCCCAGAGAGUCCUGCAGAGGAUGCUGCCAAGGCUGCGACUGAUGAAAGGUGCAAGACCUUGGAGUUGAAACUGGAAGAGGAGCGGGUCUUCACUGAGUACGAGCAAGUUCCCAAGAAAAGGACGGAUUGUGUUCUCACCACAGCGACUCUGCCUGAAAACACUGAGCGCAACCGUUUCCGCGACGUCAUUCCGUACGAAGAGAAUCGUGUCGAGCUCGUACCAAACAAGGAGAACAACACGGGCUACAUCAACGCCUCUCAUAUCAAGGUGAUGAUCAGAGGGGAGGAGUGGCACUACAUUGCCACCCAGGGCCCGCUGGCCAACACCUGUGCUGACUUCUGGCAGAUGGUUUGGGAGCAGGGGGUCAACGUCAUCGCCAUGGUUACAGCUGAAGAGGAGGGCGGCAGGUCCAAGAGUCACCGCUACUGGCCCAAACUGGGCUCCAAACACAACUCAGCCACUCACGGCAAAUUCAAGGUGACCACCAAAUUCCGCACCGACUCAGGCUGCUACGCCACCACAGGGUUAAAGGUCAAACACCUGCUGUCGGGCCAGGAGAGGACAGUUUGGCACCUGCAGUAUACUGACUGGCCUGAGCAAGGCUGUCCUGAAUAUGUCCCGGGAUUCCUUUCCUACCUAGAGGAGAUCCAGUCUGUGAGGAGACACACUAACUCCAUGCCGGACACCUCAAAGAGCCUCAACCCCCCUGUGGUGGUGCACUGUAGUGCUGGGGUGGGUCGCACUGGAGUGGUCAUCCUCACUGAGCUCAUGAUCAGCUGCCUGGAGCACAAUGAGCCAGUGGAGGUUCCCACCAUGUUGUCGGGGCUGAGGCAGCAGAGGAUGCUGAUGGUGCAGACCAUCAACCAGUACAAGUUUGUCUACCAGGUCCUCAUCCAGUUCCUCAAGAACUCCCGCCUCAUUUAGGACUUGGAUUGUGACUUUUGACCUUAACGAGUACGGUACUUAAGAUUGCCACAUGUACAGCACAACCUUGUUGGACGCAGAUUCAGAGGUUCAUGCUGAGACUUGUGACAGUAUGUUAAUAGAAAUUCUUGUGGAUUUUCAUACAAACUCACCUCGAGGGAGGGAAUAAUUUGUGUAGGCCUGUAUACAAAUUGACGACCAUUUGUCCUAAUCAGUGUGUUCAGACCCACCCGUUGUUUUUUUUAAUUCACAUUGCGGCUGACUUUGACAGGAAUAUCUUAAGACAUCAGAUGUCAGUAUCAGUUUGAAUGAUUGCCUUCCUGCUACAUAUCUCAUUCUUUUUUUUCAGCCAUCUCUACAAAUGGCAAUACGAUGCAUGAACAGUAGGUGGCAGCAGUAUUAUGACUAUUUUCUCUAAAAGAGUUUGCCAAACAAAAGUAUUCAUGAAAUCACAGAAAAUGUUCCUUUAUUUCUAACAGAGUUUUGAUCAAUACAGCAAACAUUAUCUUCAACAUUGUGACAAAUGUUUAAUUUAUUUUCUUUUAAGAUUGUGGUCACCUCUGCCAUCAAAGAGAGGAGCAGUGACAAGCGCGUUGAUCCUUCGUCUGUCUCUUUUUUUGUUGCUUUUAUGAUUCAGUCUUGUCUUAAUGUUAACUGUACUUUUCCAAAAGCCUUCUUUUUCAAUGUCAAAGGGUUGAUUCCUCUUUGUUCUCAUUCUAUACAUUUCUAUUGAGGUCCCUCCUGCACAUACAGACACAUUUCCUUGUUACUAGAAUCAGAGUCCCUUCCAAUCCAAUAUGUCUUACCACAUUUCUGAACUAAAACAUUUCAAGAGUCAAGAAACGGUCCAAUAAAUUGGACAUAUUUUAGAACUAUCCAGUAUUUGUUUUACUGUUUUGCAAAUGCAAUGGAUAAUUGUGUAUUAUCUAAGUAGAUAAUGUCAUGUGCCUUAUUAAAACAUUAAAAAGAAGGAGAGAACUUAAUCCAUGUUUAACCUUCAAAGAUAAAAUCUUUAAAUCAGUAUUUUAUAGUCUUUUGUUUUGAUAUAAGAUCAACAGUAACAUUUCAGAUCUCUUACCUAACUCUCAGGUAAGGCUUUGUUAGCAGAAGAGCGCCGAUGUCUUUUAUUUUGAAGGGCAACAGUAUAAAAGUGACUCACAAUGGGCUCUGCUUAUAAAAGCAGCCAUUUUAAUGAUCUGAUCCAAACACAACUGUAAACAAUGUUGCCAUUCCCCUCGAUCAAUGCCUGUUUAUAGAAAAAACAUUUCUAAAGAUUUCAUUUGACGUGCUAUUUUGAAUAUUCCUUUUUUUUAAUUUUGCUGAAUUGUAAUUCAAAUUCUGCAGUGUCCAAAGUAACUUUAUACAUGUGAGAAAAGAUUUCUACAAAUAUUUUAUAUAGUUUCUCUUUUUUGACUUGGUACCAUACAAAUACUGCAACAUAAUAAACUAUGCAUGCAUUUUUAUAUUUCAAUGUAUAUAUUCUCAAAUAAGUAUAAGCUUCAUGCUCUCUUGAUAUACAAGUGUUUUGUUGCACUUCUGUUCUCUUUGUGACAGUAUUUCCUCACAUGGCAUUCCACUGUUUGUUUGUUUAUAUUUAAUUUUUCCUUUUUUUUUGUGGCAAAACUCCCAAAAAACUUUUCAGAGUAUGUGUACAUAUGUUUUGUAUAUGCGUUUUCAGUACAUCAAGUCUUUUUGUUUUUCUCUCCCCAGACGUGUAUGAAGCUGUCGUACUUGCUUAUUAUGCAAUAAAGCCUUAUUUUCUUUAAUAAUGUG
Messenger RNA from Labrus bergylta (ballan wrasse), 6270 nucleotides. Its product is annotated as protein tyrosine phosphatase non-receptor type 14. Lineage: Eukaryota; Metazoa; Chordata; Actinopteri; Labriformes; Labridae. Gene Ontology annotation, biological process: protein dephosphorylation; lymphangiogenesis. The record is from RefSeq and is a predicted model, not a curated record. Gene Ontology annotation, cellular component: cytoskeleton. Gene Ontology annotation, molecular function: protein tyrosine phosphatase activity.